Lotus japonicus is the source of this 2383-nucleotide messenger RNA. Its product is annotated as pentatricopeptide repeat-containing protein At2g37320-like. Gene Ontology annotation, molecular function: RNA binding; protein binding. The transcript has a single exon. Gene Ontology annotation, biological process: RNA modification. The record is from RefSeq and is a predicted model, not a curated record. Lineage: Eukaryota; Viridiplantae; Streptophyta; Magnoliopsida; Fabales; Fabaceae. The coding region runs from base 599 to 2185 and encodes 528 amino acids.
CCUUCUUCUUUCUUCCUCGCGCCGCUCCAAUCACAAUUUUGGCCGCCAUUGCGGCUGCUACCGCGGCUACGCAAUUUUCACGCCGCUAUGGCCUCCAGCAUCGCGGCCAACCACCGAUCCGCCACGCUACGCAGCAAUCGCGCGCUAUUGACAACCCUGGUUUGAAUGCAUGUAGAACAAAUUUGUUAAUUUAUUUAUUCAUUUCUCAAUCUGCUCAUAUUUCAACGACGUUGGGGUACCGAAUCAAUGAUGUUGAUGUAAAAUUGCUAGAUGGUUCCUGAAAGAAAGUUUGGGCAAAUAUGAUUAUUUACUAGGAUUAAGAAAGAAGCAAAGAAACUGUUUGAUGGGUUACAUUCGUUGUUUCUUCUGUCAUUUUUCUUAUUUCUUUCCACGAGUUUCUAUUUCCAUUGCAUUUUCACCCAAUUUUCUAUUGUAAUUUUCACACCUAUAAACUGUUUGAUGAAAUGCCUCACUGAACUUUCCUCUUCCUAUGAGAAGCUUUUCUAAACGUUUUUAAUCUAAGUAGAGCAAAGCACAGUUUGAAAUUUAUGCAUUGGUUUUAUCCCAAUGAGGAUAGUGUGUUAUUGGUUUUAUCCCAAUGCAUUGGUGUCCAUGGCAGGUGUUUUCUGAAUUCAAUGGUUGGUGCUAUGCUUUUUUUCUCAACAAUAACAUGUCUCUCUUCCAUCUUUCACUAUUCCAUUCAUGGAUUCAACUACUCUUCACAAGGAACCCAACUUUUUGUCUUACAAAUCAAUUUUUUAGACCUUUCUCAUCCCAAAAAUUGCCACCCAGAAGAGCAAACAAAGAGUUAGCUAAUGCUCUAAGAAUCCUUAACCUUGUAUCUCCCAAAAAGAGUGCCUCUGAUAUUGAGAAUCGUCGAAGCCAUCUUAGGCUCAUUGAGGACAUGCUGGAAAACAGUGUAAUCAAUCAUGUGGGUAGCAAUUUAGCUACUUUGAAAACUACUACUGAAAUGUCUUCUGUUAUGGAACAAGAGUUGGGAGUUGAUGUGUGCUUCUUGUCCCAUGCUGUGAGCUCAUGUGGGUCCAAGCGUGACCUUAAUGGCGGUGUUCAAUAUCACUGCUUAGCAAUAACAACUGGGUUCAUUGCAAAUGUUUAUGUUGGGAGUUCCUUGAUAAGCUUGUACAGUAGGUGUGCUUUGUCGGGUGAUGCAUACCGUGUGUUUGAAGAAAUGCCUGAGAGAAAUGUUGUUUCAUGGACCGCGAUUAUUGCUGGGUUUGCGCAAGAAUGGCGUGUUGACAUGUGUUUGGAGCUUUUCCAUUUGAUGAGGGGUUCAGAAAUGAAACCAAAUUAUUUUACAUACACGAGUCUUCUGAGUGCUUGUAUGGGUAGUGGUGCACUUGGCUAUGGAAGAGGUGCUCAUUGUCAAAUAAUUCAAAUGGGUUUUCAUUCUUAUCUCCAUGUUGACAAUGCUCUCAUUGCCAUGUAUUCUAAAUGUGGGGUAAUUGAUGAUGCCUUGUACAUAUUUGAAAAUAUGGUGGGCAGAGAUGUUGUCACAUGGAACUCCAUGAUUGCUGGGUAUGCCCAGCAUGGGCUUGCACAGGAGGCAAUUAGUCUCUUUGAAGAGAUGAUAAAGCAAGGGGUUGAUCCUGAUGCUGUUACUUACCUUAGCCUCUUAUCCUCGUGCCGACAUGGAGGUCUUGUCAAAGAAGGUCAAGUUUACUUCAAUUCUAUGGUUGAGCAUGGUGUGCAGCCAAAACUUGAUCAUUAUUCUUGCAUUGUAGAUCUUCUAGGUAGGGCUGGUUUGAUUCGAGAGGCUCGUGAUUUCAUUGAAAACAUGCCUGUAUGUCCUAAUGCUGUAAUAUGGGGUUCACUACUCUCUUCCUCUAGGCUUCAUGGGAAUGUUUGGAUUGGAAUUGAAGCAGCAGAAAGCAGGUUAUUGUUGGAACCCGGUUGCUCUGCAACGCUUCAACAGCUGGCGAAUCUGUAUGCAAGUGUAGGUUGGUGGAAUCAGGUAGCACGAGUGCGGAAAUUAAUGAAAGACAAAGGUCUAAAACCAAAUCCUGGAAGUAGUUGGAUUGAAGUCAAAAGCAAAGUCCAUAGAUUUGAAGCACAGGAUAAGUCAAAUAGAAGAAUGAGUGACAUUCUUUUGGUAAUAGAUAGCCUGGUAGACCACAUGAGUAGCUUAAGCCUUCAGUCUCACAUGUAUGAGGAGGAAAAUAUUUGAUUUUCGCACAUGAGUAGCUAACUCGAAUAUCAGUGAUUUCUAGCAAUGACAUGCAGACUUGGCAUGGGCAGGAACAAAUAAAAUACAUUGUCUGAUCAGUGACAUGUUCAUGGGUGAUUGAAAAUUCAAGAAACAAUGCAAGCAAUGUGGCUUGCGUGAAAUUUGACAUUUGUUGAAAGUAUGCCAAUGCUUCUUGUU